CCGGACGCGCGGCUCGAGACGAAUGGAGGCGGCGCGGAGGCCGCGGUUGGGGCUGCGCCGCCGGAGGCCGUCCUCGGGGGGUGGCCGCGCGGGGCCCCCCCCCGAGGACGGAGGCGAGUGCGCGCGGCCGUGGGCGGAGCUGCUGCGCGCUGCGAGAGCGGAUCUGAACCCCGACGGAGAGCUGCCGCCGCUGCCCGCCUUCCCCGGCCCGGAAUCCGGACGCGGUCCCGAGCGUGCCGCGUCCCCCGAGGUGUUCACCGUGGGACCGCACACCUUUUCCUGGACGCCCUUCCCACCGGCCCCGAGCGGAGGCGGGGGCUCAGGCCGUUGCUACAAGCCGCUCCUUGGGGCCGGGGGGCGCCCGGGGUCCCCCGCCCGGUCCCCGCAGCGAUGUCUGGGGCCUGAGCCCCGCGGGACCCCCGGCGCCCGGGAGCGACCGUGGGAGGCGGCGCCGACCCUGCGGACCUGCCCCAUGUGCCAGACCGACUUCGCCCCCGGGCUGGCCCAGCUGGACAUCGACAACCACCUCGCUCAGUGCCUGGAGGAGAGUGCAGAGGACGUGGUGUGGUGACUGACCUGCGUGAGCCCCGCGGGCACGGAGGCCCUGACUCCACCUGCCAGAACCGUUUUGGAAGCUGCCUAUUAAAAAACGUGCCCGUGUGGACUGCUGGCGUUGUAGGUAGUUCGUCUUGAGGCCGAAACACAGGAUCCUUUCUGGCUUUCGGGAAGCAGGGUGCUUUCCUGGAGUCAGAAAUGGGCAGAGCCCCUCGGCGGGCGGACCCAGGCUCGCGCAGAUGAGCGGAGAUUCUCGUGAGCGAACUAGGCAUCUGUCCCAAAGUCGGCCAUGUCUCCAGACAGGUGGACAGGCGGGGGACACUGCAUUCUCCCGCCUCCGCGGACUCCGCUCGCACCGUGUUUUAAUUCCCCGGAUGAACUUGUUCCUUGCACAGCGCAGACUGCUACAGGGUGAAGAGAAUCACUGUGAGGCACCCCGGACCUCGCCGACGGGCAGCAUCUCCUCCAGUGGGGAACUUCGGGGCAGGGAACGGGCCAGGCGCCACCGGCAGUGGGCAGGCCAGUCUGCCGGAACAUUCUGCACCAGCCCUGUGUUGUGGCUUCCAGGGCAAGUGGAAAAUGGGGCACGAGACUGUAUAGGUAGUUUUCCUUCCGGUGCUGGUGGCCCACGGGCUCUGGUGACCUCUUCGUCCCCACCACAGCCACGUGGCUGUAGAGCACCGGCAGCAGGAAGCGGGUCACACAAGCCAUGGAAAGACCACGGAGGGCCCGGGUGACAGACACCACUCUGAAAAGACUACAUGGGACAGGACUCCCAACUGUGGGAGCUUCUGGGAAAGGCAACACCACGGAGACGGGAAGAAGACCACUGGUGGCCAGAGGAUGGGGAAGGGGCCCGAAUCGGGAGCCCGGGGGUCUCGCGGGGCCCAAAGGUACUUUGCAUGAGCUAAAGUGGUAGAUACACGUCCUGAAACGUUCUGUGCCAACCCGCGUACUGCCCAGCACCGAGACGUACACGUGGCACCCUGGAGACGAUGCCUCGUCCCUGCAGCCUCUCGGAGGGGGAGGGGGACCACGAGGGUGGGGGGUGCGUGGGGGGCUCUGCAGCUGCCCCGCCAUUUUCACGUGAACCUGAAACUGCUCUAAAUAAAGCCUGUUUUUUAAAAAACCGCUGCUUCCUAGAAACAUCCACUGCUGACAAAAAUAACAGCAAGUGUGUCCGCUACAGCCUGUGCUAGAUGGGCAGAGUCCGACGGCCUGGGCCCGAGGGCGGCAGCAUCGUCUGCAGGAGGCAGGCGGCCAGCCGCACGGCUCGCUAACCGCACAGACCACACGGGACAGCGCGGCGGCUCCAGUUUCCUCGGGCCAGCAGGACGCGCGCCAUACGGGGCCCAGAGCUGUUGGCAAAUGUCAGGACGGCUGUCUCCGAGCCCUCCUUCAAUCUGUCCCGCACCUUAAUUUAUACUUUGGCCACAAGCAGCACGCUGCACACGUUCGCACGUGAGCGGCCACGCUGGUAACUGGGAAGCCGGUGGCACCGUGGCAGGGAAAUACGUGCUGUAAAUGGGGACAAAUCCGGGACCCCUGCAGACGUUGUCCUUGUACCCACUGUGGCAGAUGGCCCCCAUCAGGACGAAGGGGGCUCUCAGGGGACGUUAUCCCUUUCCUGGGCACGCUGGGGGUCUCACCCUCCCCAGGUGACAUCCGCUCGUCCCCGGGCGCUGCUCACCAGUCAAGAGUGACCGCGUGGCCCUCCGACAGGAGCCGUGCUACUGGACGUCACCACCGGCUGUGACACUGAGACCCCGAAGUUGGCUCCCGCAUCUGCUCUGCGGUCCUGAAUUUCGGCUUCGGAGGCAACACUUCCGGCUUGCGGUUGAGGUGCUGGUUGGGGCAAGUGUCCGUGUCGUGUAAAGGCUGCUCUGCAACCGGGGUGGGAGGGUCCAGAGGCCACGGGCGGCCGGGGGCUGUGGGUCGGUGGUGCCUCGCCCUGAGCACGCGAGUCGGCUCAUCUGCCUGAGUCAGGGCAGGACGGGGGCACUGCCACGCAGGUGCCCCCUCGUUUCCACUUUUCCUACCACCAUCUCCCGCCCCAAACCCCCAGCCGCGGGGUGCAGAGGCGAGCCCCGGUGCGCGGGGGAUGCGGUGCGUGUGGUGACGGAGCACAAGUGGGCAGAGGGACACUCGGUGUGUCCCGCGGGUGGAAGAGGAGCCCUCCCACGCCCUGCCCGGGGCUCGAGCCACAAGGAGCGUGUUAGAGGCGGCUCACCUCCUUUUAGAAAACCUUCAGUUUGGCAUUCAUCCAAGGAGGAGGGUGAUGGGCGCAUGCCACCUGGGCAGGUUAUGGGGGCAGGAGGUGGGCUGUGUCAGGAGCGUGCGUGUGGGUGUUCCAGACUUAUUCCGUAAGCGGACGGCCACCCACACAGAUCUGUUCAAACUUCCCAAUUCUGAGCAUCAUUAUUACUGAUACAAAUAGUUUAAAAAAAAUUUAAUACGUAAGACAUCAUGUAGGCGCUGCUUAGUGUUUUCAGAAGUAUUUUGUGCGAGUUUAGUUCGAUUUUCUCCCUUUUCUGUGGUCUUCAGGAGCUUCGGGGAGCAGCGUUAGAAUCUAGGAUCCUGGCCCCUUGCCAUCCAAUGCCCCACUCUGGGUGAGGCGUGCCCUCUGCAUCAGCCUGCACCGCUGUUCAAGCACCUACGUGUUAAGGGGCUCAUGGGGGGCUCGGUCGGUGAAGGGUCCGACUUCGGCUCAGGUCAUGAUCUAGCUGUUCCUGAUUUCAAGCCCCGUGUCAGGCUCUGUGCUGCCAGCAUGGAACCUGCUUCGGAUUCUGUGUCCCCCUCUCUGCCCCUCCCCCCCUCACUGUCUCUC
Molecule: messenger RNA, 3382 nt
Organism: Panthera uncia (snow leopard)
Lineage: Eukaryota; Metazoa; Chordata; Mammalia; Carnivora; Felidae
Gene: FAAP20
Product: FA core complex associated protein 20
Exons: 4
Coding region: 23-571 (182 amino acids)
Biological process (GO): DNA damage response
Molecular function (GO): K63-linked polyubiquitin modification-dependent protein binding; ubiquitin binding
Source: RefSeq, a predicted model, not a curated record